Messenger RNA from Gossypium raimondii (Peruvian cotton), 1047 nucleotides. RefSeq names its product zinc finger protein 6. Gene Ontology annotation, biological process: trichome differentiation; cytokinin-activated signaling pathway; trichome morphogenesis. The transcript is spliced from 2 exons. Gene Ontology annotation, molecular function: transcription cis-regulatory region binding; DNA-binding transcription factor activity. Lineage: Eukaryota; Viridiplantae; Streptophyta; Magnoliopsida; Malvales; Malvaceae. Gene Ontology annotation, cellular component: nucleus. Bases 201 to 800 code for a protein of 199 amino acids. The record is from RefSeq and is a predicted model, not a curated record.
UCUAUUCGAGGAACCCAAUAGAAAAAGGUAUCCAUGGUGAACUCGACAACACUGCCUAUUGUUUUGAAUAUGGUUCGCUCUUUGAUAUCGAACAAAUAAUUUAUCCCUCUAAAGGGUAUUUGCGUCAGUCUGCAUGCAUGGCAAAUGAUCCUUUCCCUAUAUUAUAAAUUCUAUGGAGGAUCCGAACGAAUUAAUACAUCAUGAGCAAAGCAGCCAUUUCAAUGAGUAGAAGAAGUGCAUCAGAAAACAAUGGCGCCGGUGAUGAGACCGGAAGGAAUAAUCAAUCUUCAAAGCUAAAGCUUUUCGGUUUCCCAGUUGCAGCAACUCCUUGUGACAACAGGAGAUUCGAGUGCCAAUAUUGUCACCGAGGAUUUCCCAAUUUUCAAGCUUUGGGUGGCCAUCAGAACGCCCACAAAAGAGAGCGACAGGAAAAACUGGCCUCUUCCUUCACUGCCCACCAUCAUCAACGGUUUCUGACCACUGGCCAUGUUAUCACUGCGCGUUCAUUUCGAUCAAGGCCGUCGCUUUAUGCCAGAUCAGGGUUCACAAACUUGAGCCCAAGUGAUGAACAUGCGGUUGUCUUCUGGGGUCCCUCACCACCGUGUACGCCUAUAAUUCUAAGGGGUCCUCGUUCUUUGCACGUUGUCGGGGUGCAACCCAGUGAGGGACCUUUCCUAGUAGUACAAACUGAAGUUGACGUGGGGUCUACAUUGGAUUCAUUAGUAGCUGCGGAUGUAAAUGAAGAAGGAGAGCAUUUGGGAGUGAAAAGAGCGAAAAACGAGCCAAAAUCGGGCAAAUAGAGUUGUUUCCAGGAUCCACAUGGCCUAGCAAUUUCCACAUGGGCUGACCACACGCCCAUGUGUCAGCCUGUGUCGAUAUCACACCCUGCUUUCCAAAUAUGCAAAAAAAAAAAACCCAAUUUUUAGGCUUUCUGAGCAUUCUAAAGUCUAUAAAUAUCAAUUAGAAGAAGAUCUAAGAGAGCACUCAAAGAAGAUUGAAAAGAACACUCGAAGAAGGCCAUCGAAGCCAACUCAGAAGUGGAUCUCC